Messenger RNA from Drosophila hydei, 1035 nucleotides. RefSeq lists its product as uncharacterized. NCBI's taxonomy places the organism in Eukaryota, Metazoa, Arthropoda, Insecta, Diptera, Drosophilidae. Gene Ontology annotation, molecular function: calcium ion binding. The coding region runs from base 140 to 1015 and encodes 291 amino acids. The transcript has a single exon. The record is from RefSeq and is a predicted model, not a curated record.
UCAAUAAAAUUGAUUAUUAUUUUAACUUUGUACAGAACAGAACAAAUUCUGAAGUAGUUUUUGGUCAAAAUAUUUUAAGCUCUUUGAUAAUUGAAUUCAUAUCUAAAUUUAAUGUUAACGUUUAAUCCCAUCUAAGACAAUGGCAACUGAAAUUGAAAAAGAACCCGUUAAAAUAGUAAAGUCGACUCAUGGACCCAUUAGUAUCAUGCCGCCAACUGAGACACAUGGAAUCGGUGAUAGCGUCAUAGAGAAGCCACUUACCCCAUGCAAUUCGGUUGAGAAUUUAUCGGACCUAUCCCUCGACUCGUCGUUCGCCUCAUGCGAAUCCUUUAAAACCAUUUGUAAAGCAUGGAAAAGCCGCGUGAAAAGUGUGUCGACCAUGAGCUUGGACAGGGGCACCAACGAUUUCGAAGCUGAUUUGGGGGAUAUGUCGUCAAGGGUUGACAUAAACAAGAUGGUCGGCCCAAUCGAUGCCCAAGACCUGGCGAAACGCUUGUCGCUGUGCGUCGUCCUGGAGAGUCGCACUCUGCGACUCACCGAUAGCAGCGAGGACGACGCGCCGCAUGCUACGAGCAAGCCUUCCCAGCGGUUCUUUGAACCCGACGAGAUUCGUGAAGCAUUUGCUGCCUUCAAGCUAUACGAUGGAAAUGAAGACAACUAUAUUGAGCUACCUGAGCUGAAGCUAGCUCUGGAGAAGCUAUCGGUGCCACAGACGCACCUGGCCGCAAAGGAACUCAUGGGUCAAAUUGUCGGCAAUCAAGCAACAAAGAUGAACUUUUGCCAAUUUCUGCUUACUUAUGCGGCGAUCCUGGAAACCAAUAAAUCAAGAGUCGGUCAGCCAAUGAACUCUCAGUUGGACCUGACACGACCCAAGGAAUCCGUCAAUGUUUCCGAGGUGGGCGUAAGCGGAGCAAAACGUUUCUUCGAGUCCAAGAUUGCACAGCAAAAUCAAGACCAACAAUCAGCCUUAGCCAAGGAAGACUGUAACCAAUUUAACAUAGUUCCAAAUACAUAAAUAGACGUCAUUCAGGCCGA